GAGCUAGCCGUCUAGAUAUCUUCAGUCAACGGUGGUGGGCCUUGAAAUCGCAGGAAGAGGACAGUCAGGCAUGGUCAGGCAAUUGCGAAACAGUUGAGACGUCGGUGGCGCGAAAGUCUAGUAUUGGUAAACAAACUGGUAAAGGAAACAUGGAAACUGACAAAAGCAGGCAGGAGGAUGAGAUCGCGUCACUCGCUGAGAUCUACGAAGCAGAGGAGUUUUUUCGCAUCAAAAAAGAGGAUUCUGGUAGUGCAAUAGAGUGCAGGCUAAGCGGGCUCUUCAGUCUGCCAGAGAAACUACUGAAAGUUAAAUACUUGAAUCUUAAUGUGCAGGGCAAGUGUCCGUCGUUGCCCUACUUGAAAUUUUUUGUACGAUACCUGCCACCUGCAAAUUUGUUUGUUACUUUCCCCCCCAAUUAUCCCUCGGAAAAUCCGCCAAGUUUUAAACUCUCUGUCUCUUGGCUACCCGUCUGGGAAACUUCACGCGUUUGUCAGAAGCUCGAUGAGCUGUGGUUAGCGAAUAAGGGAAAUGAAAUUCUCUUUAUAUGGAUGAAUUUUUUGAAGUUUGAGCUCCUCAGCUUUUUGGAUAUUAGAUAUUAUCUUGACGUAUCUUUGAUAUUUACAGCUUUUGAGGAGCCUAAACAGUACUUGAACUCUGAUUUGCUUAGACUAUCUGAUCCCAGAGCGUUUAAUGAUCACAUUUUUAUGAACCCUAAAACGUAUCUGAUAAAGUAUGACGGUUGUCGUCAUCGCAUUCACUUUCACAGCAGUUUUUACACAUGCAAAAUUUGCUUCAGUGAAAUUUCCGGUCGACAUUGUUCAGAAAUAACGAAAUGCGGUCAUAUUUAUUGUAAAGAUUGCAUGAGGCAAUAUAUCAGCUUAAGAAUAAGUGAGGGAAAAGUUAACAGCAUCUGUUGUCCUGAACACAAAUGCAACACAGAAGUAAUGCCUGAUCUAGUUAAGGAACUUGUCUCUCCUGAGAUUUACGAGAGAUACGAACGCCUGCUCCUAAAAGUAACCCUGGACUCGAUGAGCGACAUCAUUUACUGCCCACGUUCAAGCUGUCAGUAUCCAGUCACUAGAGAUGGAGAGGACACUCUGGCCACUUGUGCAAAUUGUUUUUAUAAUUUUUGCGCUUUUUGCCGUAAGGUGUAUCACGGUGUUGCUCCUUGCGCAAUGAAUUCUCAGGAACAACAGAAACUCAUCGUCGAGUAUCAGACUGCCAAUCAUGCAGAGAAAAAGCUGCUGGAAAAAAAAUAUGGACGCAGACAGCUACAAAUUGUUGUAGAAAACCAUCUCACUAAUUCCUACUUGAUGGAAAAUACUAAACCAUGCCCAAAUUGUUUGGCGCGAAUCACUAAGACUGAGGGAUGUAAUAAGAUGACUUGUGGUCAUUGUCAAGCCCAUUUCUGCUGGCUUUGCGGAACGCAUUUAAGCGGACCAGAUCCUUACGAACACUUUCACGAUGCGGUAGGCGGUACUUGUUUCCUACGGUUGUUUGAAGGUGUGGAGAUACCACAAAUUAUAUUUGAGAAUGACUUUGAGUAAGAGGAGUAAUUAGAAGAAUUUCCUGUUUAAUAAUUUCCCCAAAUUGCUGAAGAGUCCGAGAUAAGCUGUAAAGAGCAUUCAUCGGAAGCUUUUGGAUGAAUUAUACUAAUAUCAGAAAAUUAUCAGGUCAAGAGAAUAUGUGUCUUUUAGUUAUUUCUUUGUUUGUUUUUUUUUUUUAAUUUUUUGUUCAUCAUAGGUUUACAGAAAAUAAUUGCUCAAUUUUUAUUCAAUAAUUUGGAAAUUAAGAAUUGUAUUGUGUGUUGUAUUAUACAUCUCAGAGUUUUCUCCAGAAAUUUCUGGGAUCUGAUUAUCAUUGAGGGUAGAACCCGAAUCCAAAUAAAUUUAAUAGUUUAAUAAUUACAGCCCAAUCAAAGGUUUAGCUAUAUAUGCUUUGCCGAAAGCAUAAUGAAUUCUGUAAUGUACUCUAGAACUAAAUUUUUCUACUAUUAAUAUAUUAGUUAUCGUGCGUAGUGCGUAAUGACAAUAACUUUGUUUCAUAAUUGUCACACAUUUCAGGGAUUUUGUAGUAUAUGUUGUAUUUUAUAUUUUUAUACAUUGCCUAAUAAUAAGCGAGCAUAUUUCAGGGAUCUCAUAUUUGUACCUAAAAUUUGUACUUUGUACUUUUAUGUGUCGUCUAAGAAUAAAUGA
Messenger RNA from Neodiprion fabricii, 2195 nucleotides. RefSeq names its product E3 ubiquitin-protein ligase RNF14-like. The record is from RefSeq and is a predicted model, not a curated record. NCBI's taxonomy places the organism in Eukaryota, Metazoa, Arthropoda, Insecta, Hymenoptera, Diprionidae. Gene Ontology annotation, cellular component: cytoplasm; ubiquitin ligase complex. The transcript is spliced from 4 exons. Gene Ontology annotation, molecular function: zinc ion binding; ubiquitin conjugating enzyme binding; ubiquitin protein ligase activity. The coding region runs from base 150 to 1547 and encodes 465 amino acids. Gene Ontology annotation, biological process: positive regulation of proteasomal ubiquitin-dependent protein catabolic process; ubiquitin-dependent protein catabolic process; protein polyubiquitination.